AUGAGGUACCUGGACCUGGAGCACCCUGAGAGAUUUGUGGGAGCCUGGGAACUGGAGAUGAGAGAAUGGCCGGUGAUUGUCGCCAAGGCCUCUGCUCUAAUUUCCCGAAUGGGUUUUGAGCGGCUAAUGCGGCCCCUGCUGGAGGGACCUAGUUCCUUGCAGCUGCCCGAGGUAGGGGUGGCCAUGGGGGGGCGGCUGCCAGUCCUGGCCCUGGGGGUGUCUAAGGCCUUGCUGAUCCUGUGCACGCUGCUGGUGCCCUCACAGGCGGUGGUGCGGGCCAUGCUGGACAGCAACUCGAGCAUGGUGGACUUCGCGGAUUUGCAAGCCCUGUUCGGGGUGCCCCUGGCCCCCAAGGGUGUGCAGGGCUACCUGAUGGAGGCCAAUCCGGCCAACGCGUGCCGGCCCAUCCAGGGCCCCUGGCCGGGCAAUGGCUCCCUGGGCGCCAUUGUGCUGAUGCGCCGCUAUGACUGCAAGUUUGACGUCAAGGUGCUGCAUGCCCAGCAGGCUGGCUUCAAGGCGGCCAUCAUACACAACGUUGGCUCGGAUGACCUGGUGCACAUGGCGCACUUCUCCAAGGACCUACAGCACCAGAUCACCAUCCCCUCAGUGUUCGUGAGCGAGUCUACCUCACGUAAUCUGCGGGUCAUCGUGCGCUGUGGCAAGUUGGCCCACGUGCUCCUGCUGCCCGACUACUAUCUGCGCCCUCACCUGGACUUCCACCCAGUGCUGGCACUUUUCUGGGUGCUGGGCAGAACCCUGCUCGCAUCCACCAUCCUCAUCCUGCCCAUCUGGCUCUGUGCCUGGUGGACCUGCAGGCCGGUGGUCAAGACGCAGGCCUACCAGAAGGCCCAGGUCCACACCUUCACGCGGUGCCAUGAUGUAUGUGCCAUCUGCCUGGAGAAGUACAAGGAGGGCGACCAGCUCAAGAUCUUGUCCUGCUGCCACGUGUACCACUGCAAGUGCAUUGAACCCUGGUUCUCCCAGGCCACCCAGCACGCCUGCCCCGUGUGCAAGCAAUCGGUGGCCAGCACAGAGGAUGACACCUCUGACUCCCCCGUCGAGAGCUUUGCUGACAAGGACCUCUUGUUCCCCGGAAGCCGGCCCCCGAUCUGGGCCAUCCAGGCCCAGCUGCGCUCGCGGAGGCUGUAGCUGCUGGCCAGGGCCAGCCCACACCGCUGCUGCAGUGCCACAUCGGAGAGUCCCCCAGAUCCCCUGUGA
Molecule: messenger RNA, 1218 nt
Organism: Manis pentadactyla (Chinese pangolin)
Lineage: Eukaryota; Metazoa; Chordata; Mammalia; Pholidota; Manidae
Gene: ZNRF4
Product: zinc and ring finger 4
Biological process (GO): ubiquitin-dependent protein catabolic process; protein ubiquitination; positive regulation of DNA-templated transcription
Cellular component (GO): nucleoplasm; cytoplasm
Molecular function (GO): ubiquitin protein ligase activity
Source: RefSeq, a predicted model, not a curated record